CGGCGCAGUACACAUGGUGACACCUUACUCCGUGACGCACCACGUGGCCACUCACAAACAAUAACAAUGAUCCCCAAGCGUUACGACCCCAACUUGUGCCCGCUGAGGGGAUUUCCCGUGAUUGUAUGAAUGACAUCACAGUGUAGUGUAUGUGAAAAGGAAAUGGAAGAAACAUGAAGGAUGAGACAGUAGAGUGUGUGUGUGUGUGAGAGACCCAACACGGACUGUAAGCUGGAACACCUGCCAACCAGUCUUCAUAACACCUGUACUGUACGUCGUGGCUAAUGAGAAUCACUUGAUUGUGCGAAACACAUUGGAAACACCGCGGACCUAAAGAACAAAUACUUCAGUUGCUGUUACGGGAAGAUAAAAUAGAACUAAUUAUUUGAAAUUUAAGUGUUUUAGUACAGUUGUGAGACAAGAGAAUUGUUUUAGGUGUUUUUUGUGAUAAACCUUUAAAUGUCCGUCUGACAGGAAAAGAAAAUAUCCUGUUUAAUUUUUGGCCAGUUGAGAGACAGUGGGGAACACCGUGUUGUGACGUCACCAUGAAGAGUAGUGAGAGCGACUCCUUGUGAGGUACUCCAGUUAUGUGCGGCCUCUCAUAACUACCACUGCUGCUGGUCGGUGUUGUCGUCUUUACUUAACAUAUCAUCGUUGUUGUUUUUUUCUGUGGCCUAAGAAUGUAACAUAUCAAGUUGUAAAUAGUUUUAUAACAUUAGUGUUUGUAGCGUAAGAAAUAUUUGUACUUUGCUGUGAUUUUGAAAACUUUUGAAAAAAAAAACUACUUUUGUUUGUCGUCUUGAUGUUGUAGUUGUGGAAUCUUUUUGGUGUCCGUGAGUUCACUUGUUCAUCAGAAACACACUAAGUCCAUAUGCAAAGAUUUAAUCACACUUAUGUAGUAAGAACAUUAAUGCUUUAUGGAACUGAAGCAAACUAGAGUCUCUCACCCAGUAAACAAUGGAAAUGAGCGAGUAACAAAAUGUGGAGAACACCUAACCGAGGCGACCAGUGCACACCUAAUACCACCCUGUUUGUUGAUCUUAACAAUAAUUACCACACUCAAAAAUGAGAGUACUAACGAGCACGAGUGGGCUAGUGUCUGCCAGGACGCUAAUUGUGUUGUGGGUGGUGAUGGUGGUGGUGGUGAAAGGUCAACAGACUCCUCCAGCGUCGCCGCUAGCAAGACCACAAAGUUCUGACAGGCCUCCACCAACGGUCCUCACACACCAACACCCCUCCCACGCCACCAUCCCCACUACUCCACCUGCAAUGGAGAUGCACGGGGAAUUACUGAGGCGAUUAACCAAGAAAGUUCCUUACGUGUACACAGGAGGAAUUCGACAGGCUCCCCACGACCGGUCCAGAGACGUGGUCACAAUUGUUCCUAGAGACACAGGGAUGCCGCAGGAACAGUCUCCCCACAACACCUUGAGUGAAGGUCAUAGUGACAGACAGCUUUAUGAUAAUAGUGAUCUGACGGUGCUUCAUAAUUCUGCGGUCCAACACAUCAUGACUGCUGGUGACGACCGACACGCGGUGCCUAACAAACUCGCCUCCUCCAGAAGACGAUACUCUGGUGUUUUAGGCUUGCUUAGAAUACCAGUAGCAACAUUUGCACCAGUAGUGGCGGCAGGUGUGGUAGGCAGCACCCGCGCCCACCUGGCCAGGGCGAGAAGGCAGGUGGUGGCGCCCACACCCCUCAGACUCACCCCGCCCCUCAGAUUACUUCUACACAACGAACCUUCCAGCCCGCUCCCUCCCCUCACCUCGCUCAAGUCCUCUACUUCUCCACCCUGGUCUUCCUCUGGGGACACUGGCGGACAGGGCGAGAGAUCACUGCCUCGCCACCACACAGGACUCGGGGAGGAGGACCCAUUUCAUUCUCUGUCUGUUUCAACUCAGAUAAGUAAACGAGAAUUAACCAACGAAGUAAACUUGCUGAACCAGUACUUAGACGCGAGAAAAUACGCCAGAGAUUUACGAUACUUUAGUCAGUUGAGCGAUGAGGUUCGUACUGUGGGUGUGAAGAAUGUGUACGGAGAGGCAUCAGGGGAGCCCAUCCACAACCACCACCCACACACCCACUCUGAAGACCCACACGCCCACACCGCUGAGAGUCCGGGCGUGAGGUCAUCUGUGUCUGGUAGCGGCAACUCGGUGGACAGGUCUCGACACUUUAGGUCAACAACGAAGAGGAGUAACGACCCUUUAGUAGUGGUAGGAGAAUAUGACGACCCCUCACGACCGCUCACAGAUGUAUAUGACUAUUAUCAAAGAACAUCGUGGGACAAAAACGACCCCCCCACACCGGCGAUCAGCAGAGAGGGCAACUACCCAGAAACAAUUACAGAUAAUGGUGGCUCCUUAAACGCUGCCACCAACCCAAGGACAAUCACGCACAGAGACGGCCACACUAGCACAUCCACGGACGGAGGUGAAUUAACAAGGAUAACUACGGACUGGGAUGAUUACACCAGCACAUUCACGGACGAAGACAGUUACUCUGAUACACCUGUGGACAAAGUAACAACUACGGACGAAGGUGAUUGUUCUGAUCCAAUCUCAGGUGAUGAGUAUUCAGGCUCAACUACGGACACAGAUGAGUACCUCGGCUCAUCUACGGACACAGAUGAGUACCUCGCCUCUAGUACGGACGGAGAUGAGUACCUCGGCUCAACUACUGUCGGAAAUGACAAUCUAGAUGUAAGGACAGACGAUGGUUAUCAGUUGGGUGUAACCACGGACGGAGAUAACUAUUCCAGCCCAACCACGGACGGACCCCCGCCUCCUCCACCAUCACCCACGGACAGACAACCCACAAGAGAAACAUUCCUGGCCGCAGGGGGGAGGAAAGUCGACGUGUUGGGGGUGAAACUGACGCAGCACCAGGAGUACAUCGUUACCGAAGAAGGCGCUGAAGAGACGUACGAUAUUUGUCGAAAGUUGAAGAUAUUUUACGAAUCUCUCGACACCAAGUUAACCAGUUCGGACUCAAGUGGUGUGAGUCACGGUGUGGUAAAUCCGGACUCGGGUAUACCUGAGUACUUGGAGUAUUUGAGUGUACUGCUUCGGGGAUUUGAUAAACAGAAAACAUAUACAAACGCGGAGGUGAUUAGUGAUUCUGUUGAAGUGAAAACAGCGGGACGUGUGACUAAUGACGUGUUGUCGGGACCGCCAUCACCUGUGGAUAGUGACGGCAUUGUACCCAAAACUGAGUUGACUGUAAUUAAUGAUACACUUUUACCGACUAGUGACACCUCUGUACCGACUAACGACACCUCUGUACCAACUAAUGACACCUCUGUACCAACUAACGACACCUCUGUACCGACUAGUGACACCUCUGUACCGACUAACGACACCACUGUACCGACUAACGACACCACUGUACCGACUAAUGACACCUCUGUACCGACUAACGACACCACUGUACCGACUAACGACACCACUGUACCGACUAAUGACACCUCUGUACCGAUGACGGCGACGCCUUUAAACGAAGACAACAAAGUUUUAUCGGCGACGUCUAUGUAUAGUGACAACAGUGUACCGAUUACGGCGGCGGCUGUCCAGGAGAACUGUACGUCUGUGUCGACCGAUUCAUCUGUAGGACAGGACCCGUUACCGCCGAGCCCAGCGUCGUCAGCGGCCCCUCCUACAGCACCCUCAGGCGUACAGCUCUGGCUUAAAGACGAAGAUGGCAAAGCGGUAGAGGGGGCCCUGUCGUCCGCCCAUCAGUACACAGUGACGGUGGUGGCGCCCGGGGCAGUCGUCUUGUUGCUGGAGUGUAGAGGAUCCGGAUGGUGAGGGCGUGGGUCGUCUCAUGCUCCGCCACGCC
Messenger RNA from Homarus americanus (American lobster), 3838 nucleotides. RefSeq lists its product as uncharacterized. Bases 1066 to 3807 code for a protein of 913 amino acids. The record is from RefSeq and is a predicted model, not a curated record. NCBI's taxonomy places the organism in Eukaryota, Metazoa, Arthropoda, Malacostraca, Decapoda, Nephropidae. The transcript has 3 exons.